Lactuca virosa is the source of this 306-nucleotide messenger RNA. The record is from the annotation of a GenBank genome assembly. NCBI's taxonomy places the organism in Eukaryota, Viridiplantae, Streptophyta, Magnoliopsida, Asterales, Asteraceae.
AUGGUCCCACUAUGUUCGUUGUUUAUUCCUGCUGUCCCGUUGCCCUCGUUUUCACUUACCCUCGUUCUUGCUGAUGAAAAGGUGCCCAAAAGAAACGCAGGUAUUGACUGGAAGGUAAGAGUUCACGGUGGUUACUCAAUGGAGAUCGCAACAGCGAGCUCGUCAGAGGCGUUGUGCAUGUGGUCGCCGGCGGUGAUUUCCCUUCUUCUUCUUUUCUCUUUUUGUUCUUCACCGGGAUUCAAUGGUGUAGUGGAAAUCGGAGCAAUGACUUCUGAUGACGUCCAUUUUUUGGGGAUGCUUCGCUAA